This is a messenger RNA of Stegodyphus dumicola, 728 nucleotides long. RefSeq names its product protein jagunal-like. Gene Ontology annotation, biological process: vesicle-mediated transport; endoplasmic reticulum organization. Gene Ontology annotation, cellular component: endoplasmic reticulum membrane. Lineage: Eukaryota; Metazoa; Arthropoda; Arachnida; Araneae; Eresidae. The record is from RefSeq and is a predicted model, not a curated record.
UUGGCUCUGCCACGCCUCUUUGGCCACGCUGCAUGAGUUGGUGUCUAAAGCGAUAAGAAUAUUCCCACGUAUGUAAGAGUUCUGUAUGCACGUGUUAAAUAAGGUUUAGAUGGCUUCUAAAGGUGGUGCAAGAGCUAAAGGUACCGAUGGAACUGACUAUGGACAUCGGGAGACAAUUGCAUCUCACUAUCAAAUCAGCUCUACGAAUAAGAGGAGGCUGAAAAUAACUGUAGUCCUUCACAUGCUUCUUCUCAUUUUUGUAAUCCUGAAGUUAUCAACUGAAAUUUUGCAGUUUGUUAAUAUAUCACCGAUGAAAUUUUAUGAUAUAAAGUUUCCAAAAGCAAUUUUGUGGGAAUGGGUUUGGCUUAGUAGCGUUAUUUUCACAUUAGCAGCAUUCUAUGGAUUAAGAAAGAAUAAUGUUAUGGCUAUGAAAGUAUACAGUGUUGGUAUAUUUGUUUGUGGCAUUAUUCCUUUGGUCGGUGCUAUAGCUUAUCAUUCUGGAGACUUAAAAGUGUUCUUGUUGUCUGAUAAUAUUGGCACCAAUGUGGAAAAAUUCAGAGGUGUACCUGUUGUUUUAAUAACUUGUAUUUUUGUUAGUAUUACAUUUCUUGUUCACUCAUUGUCUAUCAUAUUUGCUGUGAAUUUGAUCAGAGCUUGGACACCUAAAAAAGGAAAAAAGAAAGCAUAGACUCCUUUUGUUAUUUUAAAAUAAAAUAUAUGUUUUCUUU